Molecule: messenger RNA, 3790 nt
Organism: Colossoma macropomum (tambaqui)
Lineage: Eukaryota; Metazoa; Chordata; Actinopteri; Characiformes; Serrasalmidae
Gene: scn1bb
Product: sodium channel, voltage-gated, type I, beta b
Exons: 6
Coding region: 1675-2370 (231 amino acids)
Biological process (GO): cardiac muscle cell action potential involved in contraction; sodium ion transport; regulation of heart rate by cardiac conduction
Cellular component (GO): voltage-gated sodium channel complex
Molecular function (GO): sodium channel regulator activity
Source: RefSeq, a predicted model, not a curated record
GUAAAGACAAUGGUUCUAUAUAGCACCAAAAGGGUUCUGUUAUUGCCAAGCUUGUAGCAGUAGAAUGACUCUUUUUGGUGCUACAUAAAAAGGUUCUAUAUGAAACCAUAUACAACACAUUCUCCCUCAAUCUGAAGAACAGCUGCACCAUGUAAAGAACCGUUUAAGCAUGCACAUGGUUCCUCAAGUAUUCAUGGUUCCAUAUAGAACCACUGUCUUUAUUAAAGAACCCUUGAAGAACCAUCUUUUUUGUCAGCGUGCUAUUGGCUAGUGGCUCACUCUCCCAAGCCAACCACCGCUCUGGAAACCGAACCUAGAAGCCAAUCGUAGCGCUGGUAGGCGCGGGUUUGUCGGAAUACGGGCGGAGCUUUCCGAAAUACGGGUGGGAAAAAUAAUAGCCGGUCUCAGCUCCGGAUUUUACCGCAAUGCAUCAGACGUAGCCUCUCUCUCUCUCUCUCUCUCUCUCUCUCUCUCUCUCUCCUCUCUCUCUAUAUCUGGACUCAUUCUGCUGGACUUUAUUCGGCUCAGGAUGGCUUUGCAGCUCGUGAACAGAUAACCUGCUUUCUUUCUUUCUUCCUUUCUUCUCGUAGCAAUACCUGCGUGACUGAGACUGACUGUACUGACCCUACCAACACGCAGUGGACUUUACUCGCUUCUCCUAUUUUAUUUUUCCUUUCAGAGGGCAAAAAGACGAGAGGAAAGGGCAGAGAGGACAGGAGCGCGUGAGCUUACUGCCCCCAAAACCAUACAGCCUCGUGCGAUGCGCUAAACGCGGAGCAGAGGAAUCAUUUGCAUGUAAAUAGAGUUAUGCUGAUUGACCGCCGGUCGACUUUACGCACAUUUGUCGAGUUUAUCCUGCAAAGCUGCAUGCAGGCCUUGCAGGGGUACCGAACGCAUGUGACGCCACGUUAACGCGCUUCUCAUCUGUUUUUGUUUUUGUUUUCUUUUUCUUUUUGCAUAGAAAUUGAACUAUUUUAAGGAGCCUCUUUCACGUAUAACAAGGUGUGGAGCAUCAUUUUAAAGAAUAUGCGUGUAGAAUGACGUCUACAGAUCUCAGGACUAUCAGUCUCAGGUUAAAGUAGUUCAUUGAUUGCCUGCUUGCAGUCCAGCUGUCAGAGGCUUCCUCUGCAGUGCUCAUGGGGGUUUGUUUCUGAGGCGAGGGUUCUUCAAAAAAAGGAGCAAUAAAGAGUUGAGAAGAGUGCACUUGUGCACUUUUGCUAUGCACGUAGAGCCAAAGACUCGAGCAUGUGUGCUUGAAAGGAGCUGCAGUGCAGCUCAGCUGCUGUGUGUUUGGCACGUUUUAGUCUUCCGCUAAGCUCCUCGGGGCCUUGAAGCACUACUUCAGAUGACGUACUGUAACCUAAAGCCGCACAGUCACUGACUCAGAGGCCUAGAGCCUGAAAAAAGUCUUCCACAGAUCCUUACGUAGCUGAGUGAGUGGUGAAACUCUUACUAGAUUAACAGACUGAGGGCUCAGGAGGCCUCAGGUGGUCAGAAAGCCUCCAGAGAUAGACUAGACUGGAGGUCGGGACUGAGAAGACAGAUCUUCUGUCUACUUGCUGCUAAAGCCACAGUGCUGCUGACCCUGUGAAGACUCAGAGGUGGUCUUACUCACAAGAGAAACAAGUGAGGUCAUCAGCAACCAGAGGCCAAUCCCUUCUUCCCGCAGCCAGGAUGGAACGCACAGCGCAUCACUUCCUGUCCGGCAUGUCUGCCAGGUGCUUCUUGUUCCUGUGUGUGCUCUGUGCUCUGUGUGUGUCCCUGAGUGACGGAGCGUGUGCUGAGGUGGACUCGGACACAGAGGCUGUGGUGGGUCAGGACUUUAAGCUGGGCUGCAUCUCCUGUAAGAUGAGACAAGAGGUGGUUGCUUCAGCUACGGUCGACUGGUACUUCAAAGCCAGAGGAGAGACCGAAUUCGCACAUAUCUACUCCUAUGACGGUGAGAUGGCUACCAUAAUAGACGAGCGUUUUGAGGGUCGUGUGAACUGGACUGGCAGCAGUAAGACCACUGACCUGCAGGACGCUUCCAUCUACCUCUUAAAUGUUAACUUCAAUGAUUCGGGGGUUUACCGUUGUUUCUUCAGCCGGACACUGAGCUACAUGUACAAUGAGCACAAGGCCACAGCCUCCAAGUUGAUUCACCUUAACGUGAUGGCCAAAGCGACACGUGGCACGGCCUCCAUUGUUUCAGAGGUAAUGAUGUACGUGUCGAUCAUCGGGCUGCAGCUGUGGCUGCUGGUGGAAAUGAUUUACUGCUACAGAAAGAUCGCCGCGGCCGGUGACGAGGCGCUCAGAGCCAGCGCUGCGGAGUAUUUAGCAAUAGCGUCAGAGAGUAAAGAAAACUGCGCAGGAGUGCAGGUGGCAGGAUAACAGAGGUUCUUCCUGCGCUGCCCAUGUCUGUCGCCACACUCUGGUCUUCCACUUCCUCUCCACUCCACUCACAAACGUCCAGGAUGCCCCCAUUUUUUAUACAGCCUACUUCUUACCUGGUCCAGGACUGUCACAGAGAAACGUCUCCCAGCUUUCUGUCCUGUAGCGUGUCUGCACCACUUAGAGCUGCCUCUGCUCCAACACUCGAGUCGAAUAGUGUUUUAGAGCACGGAAACAGCUCAGGCCUGUGCUGUGUAGCAGUUUCGCAGGAUGGAUGAUUGGAAAAUAUGGACUUAUAGGACUAAAACCUCCAGUUUGCAUGAGUUUAAUAAUAAUCACAGCAUGACUCCAGCAUCCCUCCUAACCAAGUAUAUGCUAUACCUCAUAUAUAUGUAUAUAGAUAUAUAUAGAUAUAUAUAUAGGCUUUGUUAUGGAAACAUGCUUCUCCUACCUACUGUGUGUAUCCCAGCAUUGAAAUAGAAAAAUAAUGCAAAUAUUGCAAUACUUUCACAAUGCACUAGAGGUCAGUAAGGAGCAGUGAUUUCUGCAUAGUCUUGCUCACUUUUCAGGGCCAUAUUUACCAUGGUGAUGUAUGCCAAACACCAUGCGAUGCUAUGGGCGCAUGUGCAAGCAGCCAGUGCUACAUUGAUAUGCUGGGAGAACAGUUGGCUACAAUGCUAGUUUGAGCCAAUCUGUUCCUGUCUUUCAAGGAUGGAGCUUUGUAAACCACGGCCUCAGAUUACGAGGCUCAAUGCUUGAAUGGGCUUGUCCCAUUUAUACCUACACACCUUUUUUUUUCAAGCUUUAGUUCAACUUGCGGCUGUUGUCGGCCUGCGCACAAGAUAUCUCCAAGGGGCUUUAUGAGCUUACUUGUUCAAUCAAGUGAGUCUGUGGGCCACUUUUCCCAGACUAAGUCCGAGUCUAGACUCAAAAGAAUUUCCAUUGGUAAUUGAGUGCCAUUAAGUCCAAGGCUAGGCUUAACCCACGUCUGGGAAAUCGGCCCUGUAAGUUUAGGCAUAAGUGGAUAGUUCAUAUUAUCAACGACUACUAAAUGUUUAUUAGUGAAUGUAAUGACUCUAUAAGAAUGUCACUAGGGAACCAGCACUGAACGGCUCCACUCAGCGGUAGAUUACCUCCUGCUAAAAAUCCAAUAUGAGUAAAAUAGUCCUAGGACUGUCUUAGAGCCCAAGUUUCUGCACUUUAGUCUUUUCAGUGAAUGCAUGAUCAAUCAGCAACUAAGCAAUGCAAAUAUAUUAGAAACCUAAAGCCUACUACUGCUACUUCAUCACAAUACUCGCUGCUUGACAUUUUUAGGGCAAAAUAAGAUAAUGCAUCAAAGUGAACGGCAAAAUAUAAGCUGUGAAGGAAAAUAAUCUGUCGGGACAGAAUUUAUGUCAAUUAAAUAAGUGAAACAACGUCA